GUUCUUCUGGAAGGUCAACGACAGAGGCCCCGGCCGUUCCAACCUUCUCGCUUGCCUCCUCGUCGCUUUCGCUUCCAUUCCAAGCUCAGAGCUCCUCUCCCCAGUUCAGCUCGCACUUCGCACGCGAGAUCUCCCUCCAGUCCUCGCCGCCCACUCUCCACGACCUCCCCGACGGAGCAGCCGCCGUUCUGAGCGCCAAGGGCCCGCGCGAUGGGGUGGGCGUCGCGGUUCCUGACGGCGGUGACGUUCCUCGCCGCGGGGGUCCUCUUCGCGCCCGACGCGCUGCGCCUCGGCGGCUCCGGCUCCGGCUCCGGCUCCGGCGCAGCGGCGGCGGCGAGGCUGGUCCACCUCCUCGCCUUCGCCACUGCCUGGGGCGCCGGCCUCUGGGUCGCCUUCAUCGGCGGCACCAUCAUGUUCAAGUACUUACCGAGGCACCAGUUUGGGAGUCUGCAGGGGAAAAUGUUCCCGGCGUACUUCAUGUUGAUAUCAGCAUGUUCAGCCAUAUCUGUGGCGGCAUUCGCAUACCUGCACCCCUGGAAGACAGCAUCAACCGUCGAGCGCUACCAGCUUGGAUUCCUUCUUUUGGCCCUUGGCUGUAACCUGUCAAACCUUCUAGUCAUCACACCUAUGAUGGUUGAGAUGACGAUGAAGAGGUACAAGCUGGAGAAGGACCUUGGCAUCGGCAGCGAGGUCGGGAACUCCAAGAACAAGGAGAUGGCGAAGAGGAGCCCCACCCUGGCAGCAAUGAACCAGAAGUUCAGGAUGAUCCACGUGGUGUCGUCGCUUGCCAGCCUCAUGUCCUUCGGCAGCCUGGCCAUGCACUCCUGGUACCUCUCCAGCAAGCUUGACCUGUGACUGCCUGACCGAGGGCUUUGCCAUGCUCUGAAGCUUGCUGCUGUUAAGAGUGUUGGUGACCCACUAAACUCUGAACUUAGCCUAGGUUUCUGUGGAGAAAAAAAAGUUCUGUCUAUGUGAGAACCUUGGUCCUUGGGAUGAUAAUGAUUAAUUUUAAUAAUGUACAGAGUGCAAGCAGGUCGUUUCAUUUUGAAAUUUAUCUGUUGGAAAA
Molecule: messenger RNA, 1066 nt
Organism: Setaria italica (foxtail millet)
Lineage: Eukaryota; Viridiplantae; Streptophyta; Magnoliopsida; Poales; Poaceae
Product: transmembrane protein 205
Exons: 3
Coding region: 211-855 (214 amino acids)
Source: RefSeq, a predicted model, not a curated record